Molecule: messenger RNA, 827 nt
Organism: Andrographis paniculata
Lineage: Eukaryota; Viridiplantae; Streptophyta; Magnoliopsida; Lamiales; Acanthaceae
Exons: 1
Coding region: 114-689 (191 amino acids)
Cellular component (GO): plasma membrane
Source: RefSeq, a predicted model, not a curated record
UACAAUAAAAUGUAUACUGUAUGUAAUAAAUAUAAAUACAUGUAUAUGUGAACUAUGGGGAUGCCAUUUUUUCACAUAAAGCAGGGCCAUUGCCGUCCGUUAGAUUGACGGCGAUGACUUCUCCCAAUCCGCGUAAACGGUGCGCCGUCAUCGUUUGCCUGACGGUGACGGCAGUCAUCGUUCUGUUAGUCCUUCUCAUCGUCAUCCUUGGCUUCACCGUUUACAAGCCCAAACAUCCCGUCACCACCGUUAACUCCGUCUCCGUCGCCGACCUCGAUCUCUCCCUCGACUUAACGUCCGGCGUCAAAUUGAACAUCAGCCUCGACGCCGGGAUCAACGUCCGGAACCCUAAUCGGGUCGGGUUCAAGUACUCCGACAGCACCGCGUAUCUCCGGUACAGAGGAAAAGACGUCGGCGAAGCUCCGAUCGCCGCCGGCAGGGUCGGCGCGCGAUCGUCAACGGAUAUGAACAUCACUCUGACGGUGAUUGCGGAUCGCCUCGUCUCCGACCGGAAUUUCUUCUCCGACGCGGCGUCCGGCACGUUACCGUUCGAGUCGUUCAUCAAACUCGACGGGAAAGUGCGGAUCCUCUUCAGCUUUCACGUAACGGCCUACGCGACCUGCGAUCUGCAAAUCCAUGUCUUCAAUCGGUCUGUGAGCCAAAAAUGCCAUUACAAGACGAAGCUAUGAUUUUUCAUUCUCUCUGUUUAUUUGUUUCUUCGUCGGAGAAUGAAAAAAGGUUCCAUCUUUGCCUGUAAAUUAAAUUAAUUUCUGUAGAAUUCUGGGAAGAUUAUUCCUUUGAUCGAUUUGAUGGGCACCGUUCACAGA